This is a messenger RNA of Helobdella robusta, 417 nucleotides long. RefSeq lists its product as hypothetical. Lineage: Eukaryota; Metazoa; Annelida; Clitellata; Rhynchobdellida; Glossiphoniidae. Bases 1 to 417 code for a protein of 138 amino acids. The record is from RefSeq and is a predicted model, not a curated record. The transcript has 3 exons.
AUGAACAACCAAACAAUAAAUCUGAACAAAAUUACAAUUACGACUCAAGCGACCCAUGCGGACCAGAACACUAAAUAUUAUUUUCUGGAGAAGGCUUACUUGAGAACGGCUUUGGAACAAAAAAAUAAAAAACAUCAACCUUUAAAAGUCUUCCCCUUUAAAUAUUACAGCGCUGAUAUCGUUAAAGAUGAUCAACCAGGACCAAGCAAAACCAGCCAACAUGGUCGGAUACAUCAUCAAAAAAUCAACAUAGAUGAAACAACUUACGAGAAACCGAUUUAUUGCAGUAGAAUAACCGUUAAUCUCAAGCAAAGAAAGUCUUCAGUCUUGAGAGAAAAAAGGAAAAUUACAGUUAUACCCCAAGAAGAGUUGACAGCGAAAACAACGAAGUUCAGACUCAAUGAUCUUAUGAAAUGA